This is a messenger RNA of Myiozetetes cayanensis, 1511 nucleotides long. RefSeq names its product ring finger protein 7 (gene RNF7). Gene Ontology annotation, molecular function: cullin family protein binding; ubiquitin protein ligase activity; zinc ion binding. The transcript is spliced from 3 exons. Gene Ontology annotation, cellular component: nucleus; Cul5-RING ubiquitin ligase complex. NCBI's taxonomy places the organism in Eukaryota, Metazoa, Chordata, Aves, Passeriformes, Tyrannidae. The coding region runs from base 35 to 379 and encodes 114 amino acids. Gene Ontology annotation, biological process: protein ubiquitination; ubiquitin-dependent protein catabolic process. The record is from RefSeq and is a predicted model, not a curated record.
CCCCGCGCGGCCGCCGCGUCCCCGCCCCUCCGCCAUGGCCGAUGUGGAGGACGGGGACGAGCCCGGCGCCCCCCACUCGCUGCCGGGCUCCGCGGGCUCCAAGGCGGGCGGCGCCGACAAGAUGUUCUCGCUGAAGAAGUGGAACGCGGUGGCCAUGUGGAGCUGGGACGUGGAGUGCGACACCUGCGCCAUUUGCCGGGUGCAGGUCAUGGAUGCCUGUCUUAGAUGUCAAGCUGAAAACAAACAAGAAGAUUGUGUUGUGGUUUGGGGAGAAUGCAAUCAUUCCUUCCACAACUGCUGCAUGUCCUUGUGGGUGAAACAGAAUAACCGCUGUCCCCUGUGCCAGCAGGACUGGGUAGUCCAGAGAAUAGGCAAAUAAAUCUGGAAGGUUUCUGACUGUUGGACUCGCUGAAAGAGUGUGUGUCUGAUGCAAAGGAACGGAACGUGUCAAUCACAGCGUGACUCUUUAGUUUAUCUGCUGCGAGGGCAGGGGGGCUUGGUUUGUGCUCUUUGCUGUAGGAGGAGGCAGUGGUCAGUCCUACUGCACCUGUUCCACCACUGAAAGGACAGACACUGUGUUAAAAUGUAUCUGCUACAGUUAAAGUGUUGCCUUUAUCACAGCAGAGGAGUGUGGUGGUGCAGAUUAUACCUAAUUUAAUGUUUUUCCAUAGAUAAAUGAAUUAAUUGAAAGGCAACCUUACCUGUAAGUCUGAAACACUGCAUAGUUUACUGUCAAGGUAAAGACAAUGUUUUCUAAGUAGUAUUGUAUACAAAAACACAGUCAGUGUGUUUUUUAGGAACUAUUUUGGUUUUUAAUCUGAAAUGAAGAGUGUUUAAAACAUUUACGACGUGCUUUUCCCAUCACACUUUAUCAGACAUUUCUAAUUCAGGUUUUCUUUUGUUGUAUCUCUAAGGCUGCUGCUGUUAUAAUCUGUACAUAAUUUCGACACUGUAAUAUUAAAAUUUAACCACAUCAGUAAUUUUUUAUUUAUGUUUCUGUUAAUGCUCAUGGAGACAUGCAUUUUUAAUCCAGAGAGAUUUGGUACAAAGGCAUGGGUUUGAUAUCAGUUAGCUAGAGGUGUAGACAAUCUUGCUGGUUAGCUCACUAAUAUAGGAAGCAAACAAAGUGGAUCAUUUAAAUAUCCCAAGGAAAACAAGCACUAAUUAAAUUUAUGGGAAAAAAUGCUUAGUUGUGGUUUCAUGAAAAUUCAGUUAAUAGAAAUUUCUUUAUUAUCUUUUUACUGAUUACAGUGUUUUGGAAGCAUUGUUGCAUUUUUAUGGAAAUCCUCAAUAUAUCAUCUUUUUUAUAUGAAUUGUGAUCUUUUUCUUACAAAUAUUUAAGUGCUUGCCUCUGACUGUCUUUUCCCUAACUAUCUAAAGGAAUUACUAUUAAUCUGAACAUAUGCUGUGGAGUGUUUUUAAUAUGUGUAAUGGAGAGGUAGAAUUACUGGUUUGAGUCUGUAACAAAUUCAGGAUUAAUAAAAUGAUUAAUAAACAUGGGUGAAAUUGAA